Molecule: messenger RNA, 1954 nt
Organism: Salvelinus namaycush (lake trout)
Lineage: Eukaryota; Metazoa; Chordata; Actinopteri; Salmoniformes; Salmonidae
Product: zinc finger protein 708-like
Exons: 4
Coding region: 592-1602 (336 amino acids)
Biological process (GO): regulation of transcription by RNA polymerase II
Cellular component (GO): nucleus
Molecular function (GO): DNA-binding transcription activator activity, RNA polymerase II-specific; RNA polymerase II cis-regulatory region sequence-specific DNA binding
Source: RefSeq, a predicted model, not a curated record
UAGCCAAUUUCCUUCUCUUACUGUCAGGUGUUGAACCACACGCAUCAACUUUUGUAUUUGUGUAACUAUGUCUUUCGAACUUGCCUUUCGUUCUCGUGUUGCCUUCAUUAUGGAAACCUUGACAGCAACAGCCUUGCAAGACAUUUGUCAAUUUAUGGAAGAAACGUAUGCUGCUCUUCGAGUGGAAAUAUUGCAAGAGCAAAACCGAAGUUCGACGACAAAAUUGCAUGCGAUGGAGAAUAGCGAGGGGAAGGAAAAGCCUGCGAACAGUAUGGAGAGCGUUCAAGAAGACGCCCGCUCAUCAGGUUUGAGAGACUUCCCAGUCGUGGAGCAAAUCCUCAAUGAACAAGAGGCCAAUGGUCUUUGGCUAGAAGGUGAUCCUACUGUGGAAGACGAAGGUCCACCGUCACUGGUACCAGAGGAAGAACAGCCAUUGCAGCCUUUUGGUCAGAUGACAGACAUGGCUGAUAAGAGUUAAUAACACCAUUGGUUGUCUUUUGGAAGGGAGUGGAGACAUGUUCAGCACCACUGGUCAUUAAACAGGAGGAAACGGAUGAUGACGUCAAGGAGUCUCAAGGUUACAGUGUGUGGAUGCCAGAGACUCACAAGGCCAAUCAGAAUAUCACAGGAGAAAGUGAUGAGGAAGAGAGAAGUCAAGCCUCUAGGGGAUCCAAAGAACUUGGACUUGACGACUUUAAGAAAGAACAGAGUCUGUUGCUGGUGUCAAUUGAGGAUGCUGCAGCUCCCACAAAGAAGAAGAAAUAUAACAUAAGAUACACCUGUAAAAUAUGUGGAAAGACUGGGACCAAGAAAGGCAGAAUGACAAGUCACUUGAUAACACACGAAGGGCCUUCUAGUUGUGAUAUUUGUGAUGAGAAAUUCAAGCAUCAGAAUGGCUUGAAUAAGCACAAGCUACUCAAACACAGUGUGAAACCCUACAGUUGCUUUGUGUGCGGAAAGAUGUUUUUAUAUUCUAAAAUACGUGACUACCAUGAGCGCAUACACGUUGGAGAAGACUACUGGUGCGCGGACUGUGGCAAGACGUUCAAGGAGCGCCAGGAUCGCGACACCCACGAGUGCAUUGUUUGCAAGGGAGACCGGCCCUACAGCUGCUCCGAGUGCAACAAGGACUUUGAAAGGCAGUACCAUCUCAAAAAACACCAGCUGGAAAAACACCCUCUAAUGGUGGAGCAGACUGUCGAACCAGAACCUGAGUCCAAGCACUUUGAGGACCAACAGAGACAGUUUGAGUCAGCUGAGAGUUCUGAGGCACCCAUAAGGAGUGAACCGGUACAAUACACUUGUGAAAUAUGUGGAACAACUUGGGCGACUCAAAAUAGCAUGCGCUCUCACAUGUUUAUACAUAGAAAAAUACAAAGAAGGAAACACUAUACCUGUGACGUCUGUGGCAAGGUAUUUAGGCUCAAAUCACCUUUCACCAAACAUCAGCUCAGACACAAGGGAGACCUGCCCUUCAGCUGCUCAGAGUGCAACCAGGACUUUAAAAGUCAGUACCACCUUAAAAAACACCAGCUUGAAAAACACCCUCUAAAGGUGGAGCAGCCAUGUUCUGAUCAUGAUCUUUUAUUGACAGCGACCUGAAGGCUGAUAUCGGUGCCCUUGGUUGGUAAGUUCAGGUCCCACAACCUGAGUUGAACAAUGAUCGUGGUGAUGAUGUCUAACGUGUGCUCUGUCUGAGAAUGUCAGCUACUAUUUAUGCUCUUCACUGAACAUGACCCAAUUAAAAUGGCUGCAACUGAAUGAACAUUUUUAAGUGUAAGAAUAUUUGGUUUUAAUGUCAAUUUUUUUUUGUCUGUAUUUUUGUCUUUGGCAAAAUUUGAUAUUUACUUUUGUUUGAAAAGCAUGAUUUAGGCUACGUGGUUGUUAAAUAGCUUGUCGUAUUUGAAUAAAAACAUAUCCAAACUUACGUUUCCAUUUUAUAAACAGGGCAAAA